UUAACAUUCAGACCUUAUUAUCAAUCAUACGGAACAAAAUAAUUAUUUUAUUUUUCUAAAAUAUUAGAAUGUAAUAAAUGAAAAUCAAAUUGCAAAAAAGACGUGCAUUCCACAACCUACAAAUCACUACACCACUCUUUCUUCAUCAAACUCCCAAAUAUAUAUAUAUAUAUAUAUAUAUUUUAUGUAGAUUAGGUGGUAGAGGUCUCGCUCUCUUCCUCCCUCUUCAACUCUUUCGUCUCCUUAUCCUCUAUAAAUCCACAUUUCUACCAUCAUUAAGCUUCCCAAAUCCUCCAUUUUUCAUAUUAUCCCAACAAAAUUACCAGAAACCAUGCAGAAAACCCAUAACCAGAAGCAGCAUUACCAGAAAUUGAAGCCCGAGAACCCCUGGAUUCUGGGCCUGGCGGUGGUGGGAUUGAUAGGCGGCGGGUUGCUCAUCGCUUCCUUGUUCAUCAACUACGGCUCGUCCCAGUUGUUUUGCGGGGGCGCGUGGGGGCGGACUACAUUUGAUGGGAACGCGACGACAACGACGCUCCAGCUGGAAGCCAUUCUGCACUACGCGACGUCCCGCGUUGUGCCCCAGCAGUCCAUAAGCGAGAUCACCGUGUCCUACGACGUUCUGCGAUCCCUCGGCCCGAGCAACUUCCUCGUGUUCGGGCUGGGCCAUGAUUCGCUGAUGUGGGCCGCGAUUAAUCCAGGUGGCAGGACGCUAUUCCUGGAGGAGGACCCGAAGUGGGUACAGACUGUGCUGAAGGACGCCCCCGCCCUCCGCGUCGACACCGUGCACUACCGCACCCAGCUCUCUCAGGCCGACGAGUUGCUGCAGCACUACGGUACGGAGCCGGACUGUUCGGCGAAGAACUCAUUCUUGCGCGGCAACGACAAGUGCAGGCUAGCACUAAACAUGCUGUCAGACGAGGUGUACGACACGGAGUGGGACAUGAUAAUGGUGGACGCGCCGCGGGGGUACUUCGCGGAGGCGCCGGGGAGGAUGGCGGCGAUAUACUCAGCGGCGGUGAUGGCGAGGAACAGGAAGAAAUCAGGUGUGACGCACGUGUUCGUGCACGACGUGGACCGGAGGGUAGAGAAGAAGUACGCUGAGGCGUUCUUGUGCAAGAAGCAUCUGGUGAAGGCUGUGGGGAGGUUAUGGCAUUUCGAGAUUCCGCCCCCGGCUAACAUGAGCUGUGACUUUUGCUAGGAUGCGCGCGGUGUGGCGAUGGCUACUUGUAUGGCCAGAACAGAAGCAGGCGGCACUGCAGUUUCCCUUUUUAGCGAGAGGACAUUUAUAAGUGGGGUUUUUGUUUUAUUUCACCUUUCCAUUUUAAUUUAUUUUUCCUGCCAAAUUA
Molecule: messenger RNA, 1346 nt
Organism: Sesamum indicum (sesame)
Lineage: Eukaryota; Viridiplantae; Streptophyta; Magnoliopsida; Lamiales; Pedaliaceae
Product: arabinogalactan O-methyltransferase 1
Biological process (GO): xylan biosynthetic process
Source: RefSeq, a predicted model, not a curated record